This is a messenger RNA of Carya illinoinensis, 3082 nucleotides long. Its product is annotated as calmodulin binding protein PICBP-like. The coding region runs from base 252 to 2615 and encodes 787 amino acids. The record is from RefSeq and is a predicted model, not a curated record. The transcript has 2 exons. Gene Ontology annotation, molecular function: calmodulin binding. NCBI's taxonomy places the organism in Eukaryota, Viridiplantae, Streptophyta, Magnoliopsida, Fagales, Juglandaceae.
UCUGCCAAAUCACAUUUGAAAAUCAACAAAAGGACCACCGACUGCAGACCAAAGUAAAACCAAACCAAGAAGAAGAAUCUUUUCUUCUUGUUUGGGUUUCAAGAAUUCACUUUUUUCCUUGUGCAAGUUUCAUAUCAAAGGAAACCACAAGAGACCUUACCUUGCUUCCUUGGCUUGAAUUGCAUAUUGGCCACGGGGAAGAAAACCCAUUUCAAAUUCACUAUGUUUCUCCUGUAGCUUUUGCUCCGAAAAUGGUCCAAAGAAAGGUACCCAACAAGCUUGGAAUCCAAGCUGAUCAUGUUAAGUCUGACAAGUUGUUGGCAAACCUGAAACCAUCUCCUCCUAAAUACCAGGAUGGCAAAAACAGAGGAGUUGAUUUGAAGAAAAAGAUGAAGAAAACAAGGUCAAUCAAACUCUCAGAUAUUGAGAGUUUGAGAUCAUCGCCCAGGAGAAGGCACUUAUCGCAGACCAGAAAGCCGCCGCCUAUUGGCUUUCCAGCCACCGCAGCAAUCCCACAGAAGCAGCAACCUCUGAUCAAGGCAUCUGAGGGGUCACCAAAUUAUAUGAAGUCCACCAGCUGUUUUGAUGCAAGGAAGGAGCAGUCUCAGGUGAGUCUUAGAAAUACUCAAACUGGUUUUAAAAGCAAGAAUACGAGUAGAAGAAGCUCUUGCAAUACAAAACUUGGCUCUGCUUCUGGUAAUAAACCAGCAAGAGCUUUAACAAGGACCUCUAGUUUGAAGCUGGUGAGGACUUUGACAAAGACCCCUAGUUUCAAGCCGGCAAGAGCUUCGGCUAGAAAGUCUUCCAGAGUUGCUCUUUGUGCAGAUAUGAAUGCACAGAGGGCAACCUGUUCUUCGACACUAAAGGACUCGAAGUUCCCAGCAUAUCUUAUGCUUAGUCCUGGGGCAACUGAAUCUGAACGAACUUCAGUAAUGAAGGUUUGCACCUACACAUAUUGUUCUCUGAACGGUCAUCGUCACUCUCCUUUGCCGCCAUUGAAGUGUUUCUUGUCAGCAAGGAGACGUUUGUUGAAGACCCAUAAGAGUAUAAAAAUAGAAGCUUUAAGCCCACGAGGAGCAAAGCCGUCUAGCGUAGAAGCGGAAGGAAUCGUUACUCCAAAGUUGAUCUUUGAGGGCACGCCUGCACACAAAGAAGCUGAUUUUGGAAAUUUGGACUGGCCUCCUUUGUUACAAGAUGUGGGCAGAGAUUUUUUCAUUGAAAUCUAUGCCAAAAGUAACGACAACAGCACUAAAGCAAUGGGAGAAGGGACACAUGGAGAUAAAGUGGAAAUACUUGAUGUCGCUAGAAAUGUCGAGGGUCAGAUUGUUACCAUGUCUUCGGUUGAUUGGGGUGAUGAAGCAGUGGGAGAAUACAGGGAUAAACAAGUUGAAGGGACCCUAUCUGAAGGGUCAGCACAAUCUGAGGAUGAUUUUGAGGAAAAUCUCGAGCAGUGCGGUAGUAUGACUGCUGCAGAAAUCAACGCCACGGAGAGCUUUCCUAGAGAACAAUUAGAAGAUGGAGAUGAAUACUUUCUACCUCGCUUUUCUCAAGGAAAAACAACCACGGAAACCUUCUACACUGGCAGUGACUUUGAAGGGGAAUGGGAUGGUUCUGAAGUUACUGAUAUGGAGUGGGAGGAGGGGCAUUUUACUGAGUCAGAGCAAGAUAGUGAAGCCGAUUAUUCAAGCAUGACCGAUGAUGAAUCUGAUUUUCAUAACGAAUUUGUGAUUAAAUCAGAUGACGUUGUUAGUAGCUGCAAUGAAGUGAUUUUGGCUGAUGUACUGAGAGACGAUGAAGCCAAUUGCACCACCAAAACGACGGAUGGAGCUUUAAAUGAUGAGCAGACCCAUCCAACUCUCCAAGAUGAUGGAGAUGAAACGGAAGAUAGAGAGCAUGCAACCAAAGACUCGAAUUCAAGUGAACAGAUUGAUGAUGAUAGCUUUACCGAUGAGACUCAAAAUAAUCUGUCUGAGGGGCACUCUGAGAGCUCCAAUGUUCUUGAAGACCAAAACCUCGAGAAAGGCCAAAGUAAAUCAAAUAGUUUCAAAAACUCAAGUUCAAAGGAUGAUGGGAGUCAAACCAAUACAAGGAUAAAUAAAUUCAAUUCAGCUGAAGAGAGAGUAGAAGUUGACAAAAUGGAACUGGAAGACAACACUGAAUCAGAUGCAGAAGAUGCAUCGACAAUAGCCAGUGGUAGUACCAGGCCAGAGAUGGAGACAACAUUCUUCCCUGGUGCUAGAGAGUCCACCCAACAACCGCCCAACUUCUGCGACAAUCAGAAACGGACAACUAGAUGCAAGAAGCGUAUCAAGGAUGAGGAGGAAUCGAGGAACUUCAACCCGCGAGAACCAAACUAUCUGCCUUUGGCUCCUGAUCCAGAAGCAGAAAAGGUUGAUCUAAGGCAUCAAAUGAUGGAUGAAAGGAAAAAUGCAGAGGAGUGGAUGCUUGAUUACCACCUUCAACAGGCUGUUACCCAGCUCGCUCCAGCCAGGAAGAGGAAGGUGGCGCUACUCGUUCAAGCUUUUGAAACAGUCAUGCCGACAUCCAAAUACGAACCCCAAUUGAGGAAUACAACAGCUUUUGUUCAUGCAAGGCCAAUGCAAGCAUGUAGCUGAAAGCACUUGCUGAUGCGAUAAUGAAGAGAAAGCAGUUUAAAAAGUAUUAACAUGUCGCCGUGAGUAGAUUGCGUGUUCUGUAGAUGUUAAAAGGUAUUUACGGAGAAAGCAUUCUGAUCCAAUGACGAACUGAUGUUCAAAUGGAGAUUGAGGUGUAGACAGUGGAGUGGCUUCUCUUGAGCUGUGUGGCUGAAAUUUUAGUUUCCGCUUCAAUAAUGGUGUGUAGUGACAUUAUUACUUAAGGUUUUUGAUUUAUUUGCGUGUAAUUGUAGGGUAAUCCGGAAUAUGUACACGUGGUACUUCCAUCUCAUCAUCAUAUAAUAUGCCAUGUCAUUAAAGAUCACUGCUUAUGUAAGAAAUUUUAAUGGCAUGACAGUUUGUGCUCCCACUAAUUUUCCUUUCUUUGUAAUGCACAAACUGAACCUUUGCACGUCCAGUUGGUUAUGAACUCUAGUUGCUUUCUCUAA